GCGGGAAGUUUUGUACCGGAGAGACUGAGAUGAGGUGACCGGAGCUGAUCCCCCCCCCCCCUCACCGCUAUGGUCGGGGUGCUCGCCGUGUCCGCCCCGCUGGAGGACUACACCGUGCAGCCUUGUAAGAAACAACGGAAGGAUGACGAUCCCCUGAGUAAACCCAUCACUAACUACUUCUCGCCUGUGUCCAGGAGCGGUGAGAAGGGGCUGACCUCUCCGAAGAGCAGCAGCAUAGCCGACUACUUCAUCAGAAGCUCCCCGACUCCCAGUGACAAGACCGCCGUCAUCACCAAGGACACGCCCUCAACCCCGCCGACAGGCUCUUCUAAACCGGCCAGCAGGAUAGGGAAGCGCACCAAACUGGUCAAGAGGCUGAGUGAUGUGGCGCCCCCUGCUGGCGGUAGACACAGCGGCAUUAUGGGUAGUGACACUGCCGCUCUACUAGCGGAUAUCUGUGGUCGGACCGCAGACCUGGCCGGUGAUGAUGUCAUGUUUCAGUCAGAAACCUCCGAUGGGGGAGGCAUGUCUAAACCUCGAAGGGGGCAAAGCCUGAAGAGGAGGGACAUGGGGGAGGGGCAGGUUAUUGGGGAGCCACCAAAUCAACAACCACUGCCCAUAAGAUCUAGUGUUUCAUCAGAAGUGGACUCCAGCCUUGAGGUCCACGCCGACAACACCUCCGACAACCCUGCCACUUUAACCAUAUCGUUUGAGGAUUUCAUGAAAAGCCAAGAAGAGAAAGAUCAGUCUGAAUGCAGUUCGGUGGAUUCCUCAGGCGGUGACCCCAAGAUGGCGCAGCUGCCCUCUCCUAAGAUGGUGAUCGUCCAGGCGCAGGUUCACCUCUCGCCACCUCUGCCGGAACAAAAAUCUACAAACAUUGCUUCCAUCUUUAAGAAGCAGAAAGUCGGCAUUAAGAAGGCGAGCACGCCGCCCCCCGAGUGUCAGCAGGUCGGCCAUCUUCUCCCCAAGAGGAGGUCCAACGUGGUCAUACAAGAGGAAGAUCUGGAAUUAGCCGUGAUCGAUGUGGAGCACAGAAAACCCACCAAAAAGAAGUCCACCCCGGCCGAAAGGCAGCAGUUCAUGAACGCCUUCCGACAAGCAGCCGAACCAUCGAAACCCAACGCUAAGAAGAAUCCCGCCAGAAAGAAAGAUCUCAAGGAAGCAACGGAGAACCAGCAAGAACUGGAAGCCGAGGAGCAGGCGCCCGACAAAGUGGUCACUGAGAACAAGGCUGAGGAGACAGACAAGCCCUCGAAAUUAAAGAGGAAGAAGAAGAAGCCUCCUCCAAGCCCAGAAUCGUCUGGGCCGGCACCCCCGCUUCACUGCAGUCCUGUCUUAAGGAGGAGUUUAAGGAGUCAGAAGUCGACUCCCGCCAGAAAGUCCCCAGAGAGGCCAUCAGCAGAGAGUCCCAUACUGAUGUCCACCCCAAAAGUGAGAGCUCCCUGCCAAAGAAGUGAUGAUGUCUACAAAUCUGAGGUCCUGACCAUGCCGUCUGACACAGAGUCCCCCAUCAGAAUGAGAUUUACACGAGUGACGAGGAGAAAUAACAGGAGGCGACCCGGAUCAUGCUCUGGCGAAGAAGCGUUCCUGCCGGGAUGUAAUAAGGUUUCUGAAAUCUCCAAGAAAAUCAGCAGAGCCAAGCAGCUUCUCGAGAAAGCAAAAGCCAUCCAGCAGAACCUGGGAAAAGCAGAGACCCCUCAGAGGAGGUCCACACGGCAGAAGAGCCGUGGCACACAGGAACCCAUAGACGAUAUCAGCCGCCAGAAAAUCGUGCAAAAGACGGCAAAUCUCAGAAGUCUAAACGAUGUUUUGGGAAAGAAAGCGAAAACCAAGAGUCUUCCUUCUGCUCAUAAGAAAGAAGUGAAGAAGAAAGAGGUUAAAGGUGGAGUCAUCACUAUUGAGGAUGGUUCUGAGGCCUCUGAAAACUCUCAAGAUGAUGAGCAGUUUAAAGCCAAGAGAGAAUUCCUUAUGAGCGGCUUACCAGAUUCUCUGAAGAGACAGAUCGCAAGAACCUCUGCCAUGAUGGAGGCUUAUUCUGUGUCUGGGUCCGCUUUCCAGAGGGUCCUCCAUGUGCAGCAGAGGGACGGUUGUCCCAUGUGGAGCUUGGCCAUGCCUUGCUGCCGUCUGCUGACUACUUUCUCGCCGUCGCGCGGCAGUGUGCUGGAUAUUCUGCGCGUCCCGCUCUCUCUCGGUGAUGUCACCUGUGUAAAAUCGAAGUCUGCCGUCCAGACGCUCCCUGCACUGGUCACCAGGAGACGGCUCUUCUCCGAGGUCAUCCGUGACUGUCUGCUUGAAGAGAUUCGAUGGUACAAUCCACAAUUCCCAGUCAGACGAUUCUUGAAGCAAUUCCUCACAAGGCAGAAUGAUUACCUUUCCCUCCAGGAAGCACACAAGCCAGCAGCAGCAAAGCAAAUCGAAAAGUCUCUGAAACUGACAGAUGGCGACAUAUCCUCUACCGACUCUGCCGUACAGGAGACUGGCAGCGGGGCAAAGCGGAAGCGAAAUGAUUCUCUUGGCAAAAAGUCUAAGAGGAGGAAAGCUUCUAGGAGUACAGGUGAUGAGGACGAGGCACAGACUGACAGGGCUCCGGCUUCUAAGGGGCAGCUACCAAGAUCUGCUCGGAGGAAGAGUAGCGGUCCGCCCACAGAGCCCGACGUGGUGAUUAUAAAGGAGGAGGACCACCCAACGCCGGUAGCUGAAGAUGCGGUCGGGGAGGACGUUUUGUGGACAGAAAAAUAUCAGCCUCAGAAUUCCAGUGAAUUAAUAGGAAACUCUGCAGCAGUCGGACGGCUACACAGCUGGCUGAGGGAGUGGAAGAUCAGAGCAGAGAAGGAGGAGAAGAAGAAGAAUCGGAUGCAGAAGACGGGAAAGGACAAGGAUGAUACCUGGAACGCCGGGGACUUCCAUGACAGUGAGGAGAGUGACGAGGACUCCCUGUGUAACACUCUGCUCAUCACCGGGCCCCCGGGAGUAGGUAAAACGGCCGCUGUCUACGCCUGUGCUCAGGAGCUGGGAUUUAAGGUGUUUGAGGUGAACGCUUCUUGUCAGCGCAGUGGGCGUCAGAUACUGGCACAGCUUAAAGAAGCCACACAGUCCCACCAAGUGGAGCAGCAGGGGGUGAACGCACACAAGCCCUGCUUCUUCAACAGCUCCAGCAGCACCAGGUCUCCCAGAAAACUGAACUCCCCGAAGAGAGUAGUCUCCUCUCCACGUAAGCCGCCUGUCUCGCCCAGAGGACCCGGCUUAAAGAAAGAACUGGCACCCAAAUCCUUGGCAAACUUCUUUAAAGCGGCACUCAAGCAGAAACAAGAAGGCAAGAAAACAACCUCCGAGCUUGUCAGAGCUCCACAGCCCGGCCAAGAUGGAAAAGCUUCCAGACCGCAUCCUUUUGUAACAGAUAAAGAGUCCGGAUCAGAGGAAUCUCAACGGAAAUCUGCCACGUCCCUCAUUCUUUUUGAGGAGGUUGACAUCAUAUUUGAUGAUGAUGUUGGAUUUUUAAGCGCCAUCAAGACGUUUAUGAGCACAACCAAGCGGCCUGUGGUUCUUACGAGCAGUGAUCCUCUGUUUGGGAUGAUGUUUGAUGGAGCAUUUGAGGAGGUCUCCUUCCAUACUCCUUCUGUGGUAAAUGUUGCCAGUUUCCUUCAGGUUCUUUGUUUGGCCGAGAACCUCAGGACGGACCCCAAGGAUGUCAGGAGGUUUGUGGCUGCCAGUAGAUGUGACGUCAGGCAGAGUGUCCUGCAGCUGCAGUUCUGGGCUCGCAGCGGAGGUGGAGGAUUGAGGGAGAAGCCGCUGCUGCCUCCUGAUAACCAGAAGCUGAGCGAGGCCAGUGAUGUGCCGGGGUGCAGUGUGGGGUGUGCCGAGAACCUGCUGGGUGUAAAUAACAUCAUCGCCCCGACUGACAGCGUCAUCUCCUUUCUGAAGGAGAAGAUCCAGGAGGCGGCGGAGUGGGACAAGAUCCUGCUGCUGUUGGCAGAGUUUCACACCAGGAAGGUUUAUUUUACAUCCAGUAAUUUGGCGUUCCUUUUGCCAUUACCUGUGCACGUGGGGUCACCAGUGGCCCCUCCUGUCUGCGAGUACCAGGAGCGGGCCCCGCUGCCUGACGAUGACGGCAGUGUGAAGCAGUCUGCAGCCAUGAAACGCAGGAGGAAACUGGUGCUGCUGCUGAAUGACAGUGAUUUGUUUGAGAGCGACUCCAACUCUCUGGAUGAGGUCCUCGCUGUGAGCACGAAGCAGCCCGAAGAGAAGGCCCCACCGGUCAGUGCGGUCAGGGUUGUGAAGAGGACGCUCUCCUCAGCAGAGCUGCAGGCUUCCCUCCUGGUCUCUCAGUGUCUGGACUCCAUGGCAGAAUUUGCAGACCACAUGUCCUCUCUGGACUGCUCCACUUCUGACACUGCGGAUCCCGCUCACAUCUGUGGUCCUAACUGGACAGAGAGCAGAUUAAAGCAUGGCCUGUGUGACGGGCUGCGGACAGACAGCAGGGACUGGUGGAGCGCGCAGAGCUGUGCCGAGAUCCGGGCCCUCAUGGAGGCGCUCGCCUUCCAGAAGUGCUCAGCCAAGCUUUCUAAAGCCCUGGACUCUAAUCUGGACUUGUGCAAGCAGUCUGGUAGAGACCCGACGGAGGAGCUCACCCUGCACGUCCCCCAGGCCCGGGAGCAGCUGUACUUUGGCCAGCCGGCCGCCACUACUGGCAGCGCAGAGAGGCGGUUGUCGGUGGUGAAGGAUGUGCUGUCCCAUCGAGCCUUCAUCAGCCUGGGGAACAGAGAGGUAAAUGUGACGGAGUAUCUCCCGGCCCUCCGCAGUAUCUGCCGCUUACAGAAGGCGAAAGAGGAAGGCAAGACCAAAAGGAGGUUCCUUCACUAUCUGGAGGGAAUCCAUCUGGAGUUACCCAAAGCAACACUAAGCAGUCUGGCGGUGGACUUUCCCUGACCGUGCACUAUGUGGCGGUGGAAUCAUGCACUUCCUUCAGACCUUUCUGUUUUGUACAAAGGACAACUUUAUAAUUUAUCUCCCUGAAUCUUGUUAUUUUGAUGAUUAUGUUCACCCCGUCUCGGGCGGCUCUGCUCCUGAGUGACCUUUUAGAUUGUUUGGUUUUUAUUGUUCCCAGAAUUUAUGUAUUUACAAAUUUGAAUAUUUUUUGUUUUUAUAUUCUGGAAUAUUAAAAGAGGCUUUAAAUAAAGUCCCAUCUACCUCUGUG
Molecule: messenger RNA, 5194 nt
Organism: Bufo bufo (common toad)
Lineage: Eukaryota; Metazoa; Chordata; Amphibia; Anura; Bufonidae
Gene: ATAD5
Product: ATPase family AAA domain containing 5
Exons: 23
Coding region: 70-4926 (1618 amino acids)
Cellular component (GO): nucleus
Molecular function (GO): ATP hydrolysis activity; DNA clamp unloader activity; DNA binding
Source: RefSeq, a predicted model, not a curated record